AAUAAAGGCAGCGAUCAGAGCAAUCACGGCAAUCACUACUAUUUCUUUUUGUAUUUUCUAUAUUGUAAUUACGCAAGAAAUUUUAAUAUUGGGAUCCAAAGUUACCUAAUCUCGACAAUAAUUAAUUUUACAUCAAAACUAAAUUUUUGAAUUUUGUGUACUUACUUAUCUAACGGUUUUCUAGCACUUUUCACACAUAAACAAAAAAGGCCUAUUCGUACGAUCCUAUUCGAUAUUUUGCUGUCGCCUGCAAAGAGAUCGUCUUCAUUCAACUCCAGUGUUUUGUUUCACGCGUCUCGUGUCUGCUUUUCUGGAAAUUUGGCCUGUAAAAAACUCAGAAAAAGCCCUACUUUUCUGUGAAAUUUAACUAAAUCCGAUUCUCUUACGUAUUUCUUAUUAUAAUACAUUAGUGCAAACAUUAUUUGUCUAUCAGAUUUUGGCCUAAUUUUGUGCAAAAAGUGGGCGAUCGUGUUGGAGAAUGUUAGAAAGAAGUUGCUGAAAAAAUUUUGCUAUCGACGAUUGCUGUGAUUCACAAAGUUGGUGUCACUUGUGUUAUCUAGUCUGCGACUAUAAAUACCCUAUGAUAAGGUUGAUGAAAAUAAUGACAAAAGGUGUGAUAAAAGAAUAUCAUCAGUGAUUCCAUCAAAAAAAAAAUAAAUUUUAAAAAUUUUGCGCAAAAAUAUCUUGUUUUUGUUGCCAUCGCGGUGUAUUGUGUUUGCAUUUCAAGUAAAUUCUCAUUCACAUUUAGUGUGUCCGAUAUCUAUUGCUAAAAAAAAGUGUAUUUGAGAAAAGAGUGUCAAUCAUGUUAAAAGGCAAAUCAUUUGAGGAAAAAACGAACUUGACGACGCUCUUGUCGACCCAGCAGUUGCCAAUAAUUGAUUUGGCACACAUGGGCACAGAGGAGGUUCCAGUUAAAUCAGUGGUGAACCGUGUUGCAAGUCAACUUCACAGAGCAAUGUCAGAGCGUGGCUUGGCCGUUCUGGUAAAUCAUGGAAUUCCGGAGGAGAAGCUGAAUACAGCAUGGAAGUAUCUCGAUACAUUCUGUGAGUUACCGACAGAGAUUAAGGAUGUUUAUUUGCGAAAGAGGGACGGUGUCAAUCAUGGCUAUGUGAAACCGGGUCAGGAGAAAUUUGAUGGGAAGAAGAAGGAAUUGAGACAUGCUUUCAAUAUUUGUAUGCUCAGUGGUGCAUCCCUGCCAGAAGAUCCACUUCCUGGUUUCAGGGAUCACAUUGCCGAUCUCACUAAGGACUUUAAGAAUUUGUCCUCAUUACUCCUACAGGCUCUGGCUGUUGCCCUAGAGUUGCCAAUAAACUAUUUCCUGGAUAAACAUGCCCACAUGCUGUCGGGAACGAAUGAGAAUGAGACAACACUCCGAUUGCUAUACUAUCCGCCAAUUGUGGAGGAUGACAAUAAAUGUGAAUUGGUGAAGGGGAAUGUGAGCUAUCGCUAUCAAAAGUGCGCAAGUGAUCAGCUAAAUCUUGAGAAUUUGACUGAUAAGAAUGACGUGGACGAGGAUGACAAUGAUAAAGAUGAUGCCAGUGGCUUGGAGAAACAUCGCGGUUUCACACGAUGUGGUGCACAUUGCGAUUAUGGCACAUUUACCCUCCUGGCGCAAGAUUCCGAAGGUGGACUCGAAUGUAAAUUGCCACAGACGGAGCGUUGGCAGCGUGUUGGUCAUUUACCUGGAUCAAUUCUCAUCAACACGGGAGAAUUGCUGAGUAUGUGGACCGACAAUAAAUAUCCAGCUUUGCCCCAUCGUGUUGUUGUGCCAGAUGAUCAAUACUGUAGCUCAAAGGGGAGACACUCAAUGGCCUUCUUUUGCCAUCCAGACAAUUCUACCGUCAUUGCUCCCAUUGAAUCGAAAAUUUUACAGCCGAUCGAUUCUGAAGAGGACUUGCAGAAGAAGAAGAAAAAGAAAAACAUACUCAUCACAGCUUAUCAGGUUGUCCAGAAUAAGUUUAAACAAACUUACAGUGCUUGAAGAUUUAAUUUGGACUCAUUCACGAAACUCCAUCGCGGUGCACAUUGCGCCAGCAUCAAUUUAGGUAUACAUAAUAUAUAUGCGUCCAAAAUUAGUUUAUAAAGUGCAUUCGUCGGUUGGGAGGUCGUGAAAUGCAAUUGGAACAUCUUUUUCACAUGAAUUGAGAAAGAGGGUUUAUAUCCAUCCAUAUCUGGGCAGAAAUUAUUCGUGAGUAUCAAGAACCCGCCAAUAAAUACUCCGGAAUGGGAAAAGUCACGAAAAAAGAGCUUAUAAUGUUUAAAUCCUUUUUUGUAGCAAUUUGCAGCCAUUUUACUGGUAUUUUUUUUUAGAACUUAUUCAUAUACACUAGCCCUUUAAUAAAAAUCAAAAAUGUACUCCAAAUUACAGUAAUGCUGUAAUAAUUAUGUACUUAGUAUUUUCUUAAUAUAUGUGUACUUGAUUUUAUUA
Messenger RNA from Phlebotomus papatasi, 2428 nucleotides. RefSeq lists its product as uncharacterized. Lineage: Eukaryota; Metazoa; Arthropoda; Insecta; Diptera; Psychodidae. The transcript is spliced from 6 exons. The record is from RefSeq and is a predicted model, not a curated record. Gene Ontology annotation, molecular function: dioxygenase activity. Bases 803 to 1981 code for a protein of 392 amino acids.